AUGGCAACGCAGCUCCGGCCCCGGCUAGGGCGUAGUAUCGCAGCACCUUUCUUGGUGAAGGUGUUUGAUCUCUUGAAGGAAUUGUUGGAGCCGGAGCUCAUUGAGCAUUCAGAGUCCGAGUGGACAUCACCUAUUGUGAUUGUGCUGAAGAAAAACGGCGUAGACAUCAGGAUUUGUAUUGACUACCGACUUCUGAAUUUGUUCAUCAAACUAUCCCGCUAUCCUCUACCUUUGAUCGAUAACCUGCUGUUAGCCUUUAAAUCCGCGAUGUGGGUCAUGAGUCUCGACAUGGCGAGUGGAUUCUGGGCGGUGGGAAUGGCUGAACGUGCGAAGUUGAUCUCUGCGUUCGUCUGCCCGUCCGGUCACUUUCAAUGGCCCAGAAAUCCUUUUGGAUUAAAGAAUGCACCGUUAAUUUAUCAGAGCAUCAUCAACAAGUGUCUGUGGGGAUUCGCCCGGUUACCUCCUGAACAGGAAGCGAUGGUUGACCCAGAAGUUCUAGAGUUCCUGGAUCUCGAGCCUCAAGAAACUCUGAUACCCGAAGUGGAUAUGAGGGAUUCAGAGAUUCCAUCGUUGGACAUGACUGUAUUCCGACGCAAUAUCCUGGCUCCAUCACAAAUGGGUCCGGUCUUAGGAAGAAGCUCGUAUAUUGACGAUAUCGCUCAUGAGGCGUCGACCUGGGACAAACUAUGUGAGGAUCUGGACGCGUUGUUAUACAGACUGCGAUACUGGAAUAUCUCUGUAAGCUUACCAAAAAGUGAAUUCGGAACGUUGGCCAUCCCAUUCCUUUCUCAUGAAGUGAGUGCGGACAGAAUCAGAGCAUUACCGAAGAUUGUCAAAGACAUAGAGGACUUACCUUUCCCAUCAACGUACAAGGGGGUACAGUCCUUCUUAGGAAGUCUGAAUUACUACAAUAAGUUUAUUGAAGACUUACCCGUAGUUGCCGCUGUGCUCUAUCAACUGGACGAAGAACGUGUACGUGCUGGACGGAACCUGGAAGCAGCGAAAGGGUCCUUCGAGAUACUGAAACGUAAACCCGUGUCGAUCCCACUGCUGCGGCAUCCAGACAGAGCCAAGUCUCUCGUGAUUAUUCCGCAGGCUAACCCGUGGGCGGCGUGUGCAGUUUUGGGUCAGGAGCAUGAAGGACGCAUACACCCAGUACGAUUUACUGGCAGAGUGUUGAAGGAAGCAGAGCUACGUUACCACAUAGCUGAGAAGGAAGUGCUCGCAAUCUUGCGGACUCUGGAAUCUAACACCGCAGAUGGACGACACCUGAAGUGGGGGAUGGAACUAUCAAGAUGGACGCUGGAAAUUCAUCGGACUCAGAAAGAUGAGGACGGCCUUCCGGCCAUCCUUGGGUCCGGUAUCACUCCCAGAGAAAAUUUCGAUAAAGUUGCAGAAACCCUGAUUCCCGCCAAGGGGCGUCUGAAAGUGAUGCCACCAGUGAGUCUGGAAAUUUUGGACGUGAAUUAUCAAGGCUAUGUUCUGAGUAUUGAUGGCGCUGCGAAGGCUGAAGGACACAUCCUAGAAGGUGUGACGGUCAACGAUGCUGAAUAUCAUGGUUUGAUUCUGGGACUAAAUCGCGCUAUAAAGCAUGACGUCAAGGCGAUUGUGGCAGUUGGUGAUUCCCUAAUCGUCAUUCAACAAGCUCAGGGCCUGAUUAAUUGCAAUCAGCCCAAUUUGCAACGACGCUUCGUUAAGUAUGAGGACCUCAGGAAGUAUUUUGUGUCUGUGAAAUUGAUUUAUGUUAAACGUGAAUUUAAGCAAGCGGCCGACUACUUGACCUCUAAGGCUCUCGUGCUCGGAGAAUUCUGGGAGCUCGAUGACCCCGAUGGGAUAGUGCAUCUAGAUCUCGUAUCCAGAAUCCCUGAAAAGAUCAUGAAGCCUUCGGAAAUCUCAGGUACCCCUGCGAUUGAUGUGGCUAGUUUGGACCAAGUCGGACUGGGAGCGCGUAACCCCUAUACCGCAAUACCUGAGUCUUUAGCUGCUGCUGCUGAGGCACAGAUCGUGAUGACAAGAUCACGCGCGGAAGCGGACACAGGUUCCCGAUCACCUGUAGACCUCUCUGGAUACCAGGAUGAACGUUGGAGGAGGAUAAAGGUUCACCAAGACGAAGAUCUGUGGAUUCAGCAUAUGAAGAAGGUUCUAAAAGGAGAUGUGUCAGACCUUCCCCGUAAACCCGUGAAGAAGAUUGCGAAGGUCUCCGAUCGGUUUGUGUUGGAUUCACGAGAACCCCUCUACAGACUGAGUACACCAACCCCUAAAGGGCCCCGCAACAAACGGUCCGAACUCAGACUGGUGGUCCCAGAGACUUUACGGGCUGACAUGUUACACUACUCGCAUGAAGACUUUCAAGGCGGUCACCAAGGAAUCAACCGAACAUUGGAGCGUUUACGUUCAGGAUUCUACUGGAUCGGGAUGUACGCCGACGUCCAGCAGUUUGUGAGGGAGUGCAUGGAUUGUGUGUCACCCAAGGGGCGACCACCGGUCCUUGGCCCGUCACCUGGCAAUAUCGAACCAAGGUAUCCGUUCGAGUUGGUCUCUAUGGAUUUCGUCACUGGGCUACCUGAGUCCAAUCGUGGAAAUACAUACUUGUUGCUGGUCCAAGAUCAAUUCUCACGAUACGUCAUGUGCAAACUAUCGAAUACCGAAGCACAAGAUGUCGCUAAGGGAUAG
Molecule: messenger RNA, 2673 nt
Organism: Phytophthora megakarya
Lineage: Eukaryota; Oomycota; Peronosporomycetes; Peronosporales; Peronosporaceae
Source: the annotation of a GenBank genome assembly